Molecule: messenger RNA, 2956 nt
Organism: Moneuplotes crassus
Lineage: Eukaryota; Ciliophora; Spirotrichea; Euplotida; Euplotidae
Source: the annotation of a GenBank genome assembly
AUCUCAAAACUCACUCUAAUAUGGCUAGGAUACAAUAAGAGUAUGGUAAAACUACCUAAAAUCAACCAAGUCAGUGAUAUUUCAAGACAAGAUAAUGAUACGAACACACAUGAAGAUUUAAUUGAUCUAGGAUCAAACUUAUUAGAAAACACCACAAUGUUGGAAUACCACCCAUUAGUCUUACUCAAACUCAGAAAGAAGGUAAAGUAUCAAGACAAGGAUGGAAAAAUUAAGGUUAAAUAAAGUUACAGGAUUUUCACUCAGAGAAUACCUUGGCAACCCUCUUAGCUGAGAAACAGAACCUAGAGAGUUAAGAAAGAUUAUAGACAUGAAGGUCCCAAAAAUUAGACAAAGAAGGCAAUCUGAUCAGCCCAUUCCUAUUCUGAAGGAGCAACUAGAAGAGGGAGUAAAACUUAUGAUCUGCAUUACUCAUUUUAAUGAAGAGUUUUCCCAGUUAGUCGAAAGCUUAGUUGGAGUCUACAGAAACUACUAUGAACUAUGCCAGAGAAACAAAUUAUUCAAAGGUGAUGUUUCGGUAGUGAUUAUCUCAGAUGGAUUUGACACAUUUGACUCUGUGGUGACUAAGAAGAAAGUAAACACUGCUCAGAAUAAAGCAGAUAAUAGCCCUGAAGAGUUCCGACUUGCAGACCAGCUGACUAGAGCAGGGAUCUAUGACGAAACAAAAAUCGCUAAAAAAUUCCUUACUAUUCAGAAGAAUGAAACAAAGGUUUUGAAAGAUCCAGUAUCUCUUGAUUUCAUGUCUAAAAUUACUAACAUUAAGCAAGAAAAUGGAGAUAUUGAUGAAGAAAAGGAUAAAGAGUUUGAAAAAGUUCUUAACAUGCAUUUUGAGACUGAAAACCUUCUUCAUUGAUUUUCAAGAUACAUGACUUUGGAGGAGUUCUUCCAAGGACUAGAUGAAGAGACACAAAAGUCUAUGAGGAUUGAUAAGUAUCAUCCUUUUGAAUAUCUUUAUGGGAAUAUCGCCCAGAACGAAGCUGAUAAAAGGAUAUUUUCGUCUCUCCCUUUAGACAUACACUUUGCUGUAAAGCACUUCAAUAAAGGAAAAAUAGAAUCUCAUCUCUGGUAUUUUAAAGGAUUUUGUCAGUUAUUGAACCCAACAUAUUGCCACAUUAUUGAUACAGGAACAAUCGCGACUCCAAAUUCUUUAUCUAAGAUAACAUUACUCAUGGAAUCCAAUAAGAAGAUUGGAGGAGCAUGAGGUGAGAUUGAAGUCAUACUUCCAAAUUUUAAUAACGAUUGAAGACCUGUUACUUUCGUAAAGAGUAUUAUCCUUAGAGCACAGUAUGUUGAGUAUAAGCUCAGCCAUUACAUUGACAAAGCUGCUGAAUCUUUCUUUGGGUUUGUAUCUGUCCUCCCUGGAGCUUUCUCGUGCUUUAGAUGGAAUGCCAUCGAAGGAGAACCUUUAGAAUGUUUCUUGAAGGGUAGAACUUUGACUGAUCCAAAAGAAAAAUCCCAUCCUUCCUGAUACUUUGCCAACCAAUAUCUUGCAGAAGAUAGAAUAAUGUGAUUGGAGAUUAUUUCAAAGAAGAAUAAGAAUUAUAUUCUGAAAUAUAUUCCUGGCUGUAUAGCUCUUACUGAUGCUCCUGACUCUCUGAGUAAUUUGAUCAAGCAAAGAAGAAGAUGGUUCAAUGGCUCAACAUUUGCAUCUUUUCAUGUCCUCAAAAAUUUGUGUAGAACUUGGCAGAGGAGAAAUUCUCAAUGUAGAAACAUUGGAUUUAUGUUUUUGUAUUUAUACAUGCUCUCUAAUGUAUGCCUUGGCUUUAUACUAGUUGGUCUGUAUUAUGCUGCACUAAGUAUAUUCCUAAGAUCUGUGCUACCUUCAAGCAAUUGUAUUAGUUAUUCAGAUCCUGCUAAUAUCCUUGAAAAUAUCUAUUUAACUCUCUUAUUUUUCUGUUUUAUCGUUAGUACAGCUAUUAAAAUUCAAUGGGCAGAGAUGCAUUUCAGAAUCUUAUCUGUUAUUAUGGGAUGUUUCUCAAUUUUGAUGCUGUUCGCACUUGUAGCCGGAACAAUUCAGCAAAAUAUAAACGUAAUUAGUUUGUCAUUAAUAGCUGUUGGAGUACUAUCUAUAUUCAUCCCCAUGUUUAUGAAUUGCAGGCAGUUAAAAAUAUUUGACUUCAUAAAAGGAGUGUGUUACUCAUAUUUCUUGGUUCCAAGCUAUAUUAACAUUAUCAUUAUCUACUCUAUCUCUAACAUCCACGAUAUCUCUUGGGGAACUAGACCAAAGGGAGCAGAUGCUACUACUUCCGUACUAAAGAAGCUCAAUAUGUCGAAUGACUAUCAAAACUUCCGAUCAAAGUUCCUUAUUUUCUGGGUCUUUGCUAAUGCUAUUGCAGGGUGGAUUGUGGUGGUCCUUUCUCGUGAUAACCACGAUUAUUACCUUGGCUUAAUAACAGGGGUAUUAGCCUGAGUAAUUUUCUUCAAAUUCUUCUUUUCUGUGUUCCAUUAUUUCAGUUCAUACCUGAACAACUGGAGAGUGAACAGAUAUCUCACGAAGAAUAAUAUCGAAGGAUUUAAGUUUAAAUUAGGCCAAGAUACGACUAUAAAGGGUUUAUUUGAUUCUUUUCAGAGUAUAGUCAAGAGAGAAGCUCCGAAAGCUGAGAAUAAGAUAAAGGAAAAAAUAAAAAGGAUGCUUUCUAAUUAUGAUGGUGAAAUAGAAGAAGAAAAAAUAAGGGAGUCAAACAAUAGAUCUGGAAUUUAUCAAUUAGAUGAAAAGUCUGAAAGCGAAGAGAAGAAAAUACAUAACCCAUCUCAAGCAAGUUCAAAUCAAAGGAAGAGACAUAAGAAAAACAAUAAUGCUCAAGAAAAAUUUAUCAAAGAUGCCAGAAAUCCUCCAAAAGAAGAAACAAAGGAGGAUUAUAUAAUAACAAGUCGACCCAAUGAGGAAAUUUCAAGCAUAAACAGUCACUUGUUUGAUUCCUCAUCUAGUGAAGCCUAA